Messenger RNA from Platichthys flesus (European flounder), 2853 nucleotides. It is a transcript of the gene cnga1b, whose product is annotated as cyclic nucleotide gated channel subunit alpha 1b. The transcript has 15 exons. Gene Ontology annotation, cellular component: plasma membrane; intracellular cyclic nucleotide activated cation channel complex. Lineage: Eukaryota; Metazoa; Chordata; Actinopteri; Pleuronectiformes; Pleuronectidae. Gene Ontology annotation, molecular function: protein-containing complex binding; intracellularly cGMP-activated cation channel activity; intracellularly cAMP-activated cation channel activity. Gene Ontology annotation, biological process: monoatomic cation transmembrane transport. The record is from RefSeq and is a predicted model, not a curated record. The coding region runs from base 200 to 2119 and encodes 639 amino acids.
CAAGGAUUUAAACCUCCCAUGUGUGUGUGAGUGUGUGUGUUUGUGUGUUAAUGUGUGUGUCUGUGUGUGUGUGAAUGUGUGUGAGUGUAGAGGGUUUACUACUCUGUUUCCACAGCGAUGAGUUUGAUGGGGUGUUGGUCGAUCUAGGCCACAUAACCGAAGGCAACGGAUUAUCAGUUGACAGGAAGAGGACACCGCCAUGGCUAAAGUAGCUCCAUCAGCCCCGUCCCCCACUUCUAGGUUAACCCCGCCCAUUAACCAUCUACAAGACAUGGAGGAGGAGCCCGGUGGCGUCAGGGAGAACAACAGAGCUGCUCAAGGAGCCGGACCAGGAGUUCUAUUCAACGUCAACAACAGCAACAACAAUGAAGAGGAAGACGAGAAGAAGAAAAGGAAGAAAACAAAGAAAGAGAGGAAGGAGAAGAAGGAGAAGGAGAGGACGGAGAAGAAAGAGAGGAAGGAGAAGAAAAGGAAAGACAAGGAGGAGAAGGAAAAAGAGAAAGAGAAAGAGAUAGAGAAAGAGAAAGAGAAGGAAAAGGAGAAGAAGGCCAAAGAGGAGGCUCCCAAAGAGAUCUCAGUGAUUGACCCGGCGAGUAACACCUACUACUACUGGCUGUUUGUCAUCACCAUCCCUGUCAUGUACAACUGGACCCUGAUCAUAGCCAGGGCGUGUUUUGAGGAGCUGCAGACAGACUACUUGUACUUCUGGUUCUUCCUGGACUUCAUCGCUGACCUCACCUACUUCGCAGACAUGAUCUUCAGAACCAGAACCGGUUACCUGGAGCAGGGUCUACUGGUGAAGGAAGAGCAGAAGCUCCGUGAUCGCUACAAGAACAGUUUCCAGUUCAGACUGGACCUGGUCUCCAUGAUUCCCACCGAUGUUCUGUUCGCCGUCUUUGGCCUCGCCUACCCCGAGAUCCGCCUUAAUAAACUCUUGAGGUUCAACAGGAUGCUGGAGUUCUUCCAGAGGACAGAGACCAGGACCAACUACCCCAAUGCGCUUCGAAUAUCCAACCUUGUCAUGUACAUCGUCAUCAUCAUCCACUGGAAUGCCUGCCUAUACUACUCCUUCUCCAAGGCCAUCGGUUUCGGUGCUGACAGGUUCGUUUAUCCCGACCCAAAAGAUCCUGAGUUCGGUCGUCUGGUGAGGAAAUACGCCUACAGUAUGUACUGGUCCACGCUGACGCUCACCACCAUUGGAGAAACGCCGCCCCCAGUGGAGAACUCAGAGUACUUCUUUGUCGUUACUGACUUCCUGGUGGGUGUGUUGAUUUUUGCCACCAUUGUCGGUAACGUCGGCUCGAUGAUCACCAACAUGAACGCGGCCAGAGCCAAUUUUCAGUCUCGCAUUGACGCAAUAAAACAGUACAUGAGCUUCCGAAAGGUAACGAAGGACCUGGAGAAGCGAGUGAUCAAGUGGUUUGACUUCCUGUGGACCAACAAGAAGGCAGUGGAUGAAAGGGAGGUGCUGAAGUACCUGCCUGACAAGCUGAGAGCAGAGAUCGCCAUCAACGUCCACCUGGACACCCUGAAGAAGGUUCGUAUCUUUGCGGACUGCGAGGCCGGCCUGUUGGUGGAGCUGGUGCUGAAGCUGCAGCCUCAGGUCUACAGUCCAGGAGAUUACAUCUGUAAGAAGGGCGACAUCGGCCGAGAGAUGUACAUCAUCAAGGAGGGAAAACUCGCUGUUGUGGCCGACGACGGAAUCAAACAGUUUGUCGUUCUGAGUGAUGGAAGCUACUUUGGCGAGAUCAGCAUCCUGGCUAUCAAAGGAAGUAAGGCAGGAAACAGGAGGACAGCAAACAUCAAGAGCAUCGGUUACUCCGACCUCUUCUGUCUUUCCAAAGACGACCUGAUGGAGGCACUGAAGGAGUAUCCGGAUGCCAAGGCUCUGCUGGAGGAGAAAGGAAGGCAGAUUCUGAUGAAGGACGGACUGUUGGACUUGGAGGUGGCGGCGCAGGGCCCUGACCCCAAAGAGAUUGAGGAGAAGGUGGAGAGGAUGACGAGCACGCUGGACAUCCUGCAGACGCGUUAUGCCCGACUGCUUGCAGACCAUGAAGCUACUCACAGCAAACUCAAACACAGAGUCACCCGGCUGGAGAGGAAGCUGCCGCCGCCAUGAGCCGACCAACCAGGUGAUGCUCCGCCCCCUCCAACAACUGAGUAGAGCGGACAAGAAGAGGAGGCAAAGGACCGGGAUGUUUGAUUUUAGAGACUGGCUCGGCCAGGAGGGUGGAGAGAAGGAGACUUAAAAACGAAAGGUUCCAUAGAACUAAAUUCAGUUUGUUCAAAGUAAAAACGUAAACAUAAAAAAUUUAAUAACAGCAAUAUUAAUACGAUCAAAAUUACAUUUUAUCCACAAGUUGAGGAAAAGAAAACAAACUGUGUCUCUGACUCAUGUGUGAACUUUGUGAAGAUGUCAUGUUUACUCCGGAAACAAACUGUGGAUCGGUCGAGUGACAGCGGACAACCGAGCUCUAGAAUACAUGAGAGAAAGAGAGAGAGAAUACAAAUAUAUUAAUAAGCUGCUUUGUAGUGAACAUUUAAAUUACCAUGCGUUACGUUUUAAAUAAGAAGCAGGAAAUAUUUUUAUAGUUUUAAUUUUAUAGCAGCAUGAGUCUGUCUAACUUUUAAAUUUUAGAUAAAAUCAUGUAAAUAUAAUGAUGUGUUAUAAACAACACAUCCUCGUGUCAAGCAUAUGUAGAUCAGCUGCCUUAUAGCCAGUAGAGGUCAAAGGUCAGCAGAGGAGCUUGUCCAUCCAGUUUGUUUUUCUUCACUACGAAUGAUGCAUGUUGUUGAGAUAUGAAAUAUGAAUCAGAUUUAUGUCAAUGCGCUGAAAUAAAGAGAUUUUUUAAA